This is a messenger RNA of Maudiozyma saulgeensis, 4143 nucleotides long. The record is from the annotation of a GenBank genome assembly. Lineage: Eukaryota; Fungi; Ascomycota; Saccharomycetes; Saccharomycetales; Saccharomycetaceae.
AUGUCUGAAUUGUCUAUACAUCCAAUCAAUUACUCAGAAAAUUCACGUAUAAAGAACUAUCCUUUACAAAAAUCAUCUUCUGCUCACGAUCUUUUUCUACUCCCUCACAAUAACAAUAAUAUUAUAAAUCAUAAAGGAUUAUCGAACGUAAGUAUUACUAUGAGUAGGUUUAAUAGUGGUCAUCCCACUAGUAAUAAUAGUAAUAAUAAAGAGAAGAAUAAACCAUUGUUACCACAUGGUGCAUCAUCGUCAUCACGUCCAAAGAGAUAUUCACCGGGAAUUCCUCCUGUAGGAAAUAAGAGACGAAUAACAAAACCAGAUUUUAUGAAUCCUUCAAAUUUUUUGAUGACUGAUUCAAUUAAAAAUGAGCAACUGUUAUUAUCCUCAUCACAACAAGCUAAUGCUGUUACUAGUUGUUUAAGAAAUUCAAUAUCAAAUCAAUUUUUAUCUAAUGUGCUUAAUGAAAAUUCAACUCCACCACCUUCAACACCUUCAAUGGAUCCUACAUAUAAGAAAGUAAUAAAUGUUACUCCACAACCAUCAUAUAUUAUAUCAGAUCCAUCAAUGAUGAUGAAAAGUCCCUUAGUUGGAGCUGGCACCCCUCAUAAUAAUAAUAAUAAUUAUGACCAAGUUUCUUCAUCAAGAAUAAAUAAUAGUUCAGGUGUGAGUCCCAAUAGAAUUCCAACUCAGGCUAAUUCACCCUUAGAAAAUACUAUUUUUUCAAAUAGAUCUCCAACUAUAUCUCCUGAACAUACCAUGAAUCAACAACAAUUGAAUAAUGCCAAUAAUAAUACCACUACGUAUGAAACAUUCCAUCAACCUCAACAACAACCGAUUAAUACCAUUAUACCGAAUAAUGACAAACUCGCAUCAAUGACAGGAUAUGCAGAAAGUCCAAAUAUACCACAGAAUAAUCAACAAUAUGACACCACGAAUUCUAAUGGCGACGACAAUAAUUAUGAUAGCAAUAAAAAAAAUUCAGAGGAUAAUUUUAAUAAUGAGGACAAUAGUAACACAAACACAAAUAAUGAUAACAAUAAUAAUAAUAAUAUUAAUAAUAACAAUAAUAACAACAAUGACGGGAAUAAUCCCGAUAACAAUCGCUCUAGUGAUAAAACUAAUGGGAAGAAGACUGGACAAGCAUUGAUUCAAAAACUUCAAGAUAUUUAUAAAUUAAUUGUAAAACAAGAAAUCGAAUUACAAGAUCGUUGUGCACAAUUAACUACAUCACAAACAACCGAAUUGAAAAAUUUAUGGACAAUUUACAAAAUUAAUAUUGAUCUAAUUAAUAAUUAUACUACUUUCAUUACCACUGCAUUAUUACCUUCGCAAUCACAACAAGAUAUCUUGAUUGGUGAAGAAAUCAUAGAGAUUUAUAGAAUUGAAAGAAGAUUAUGGGUAUAUGGUACAAUUACUUUCUUAGACGUAUUGAAAAAUUUUUCAAAUUUCAUGGAUCCUGAUGUUUGUUCACAAUUUAUUACCCAUGUUUUUAUCUCUUUAUCCACAAUGCUUAUAGAUAUACCUCCAAAACAUUCCAUUCCAUGGUUACAAAGAUUAGGUGAUUUAUCUAGAAUGGCAAUUGCUUUGUAUCCAUCGGGAUUCAUAGAUUGGAAAUUAAGUGCAGAAUAUUGGUAUUUAGAGGCAAUGAAAUUUACAUAUAGUCAUGGUAAAUUAUAUUACCAUAUGUCAACUGUUCAACAAAAUACUUUAGAAGCCUUCGUUAAUUUAGGUAAAAGUGUCUUUUGUCAGGAUACUUUUACACCCUCACAACAAUACAUGCAAUUAGUUAUUGAUAAUAUUUACCAACGUACCUUCGUUGAUCGAACUAACAAUGGUAAUAUUAGAAACUCUGAUUUAAUUGAUUAUUUAAAGCAUAGUGAAGUCAUGCUAUUACCAACCUUUUUGGAGAAUGCAGAAUUACAACGUGUUGUGUUAAAUUAUUUCCAAGAUAGAUUCGGAAUUGAUUAUAAUGAAAAUAAUAUUUUUGAAACACAACAAAUGUUUACUCAAAUUCCAUCAUCAUUACGAUUUUAUUUUAGACAUGCACCAGCAUUUGCUGAAUCUCAUAUAUUACAGAUAAUAGGUUUUGGUGAUCCAAAAAAUCCAUUUGCCAUUUUAUUUGAUUUACCUAAAUAUUUAAAGGAGAGAAAAGAUAAGAAAGAUAAGAAUAGAUCAAGAACUGCAGAUUCUAACAGUAAUAAUACAAAUGAUAGUAAUAAUAAUAAUAACAAUGGUAAUGUUAAUAAUACAGCUACAACCAGUAUUGCGACUUCUUCGACUACCACUACAACAGUAAAUUCUCCGAUUUCAAUUUUACAACCAAGUGGAGAUUUUGGAUCUGAUAUGUCUAUUGAUCAAACAAGUAUACAACUUUCUACAACAGAAUUUUUCGAAAAUAUUGAUUCUUUAAAAUCCCCUAUUAAGAAAGCUAAUAUUUAUAUAUGGCUGAAAUCAUUAGAUUUUGUGAAUUUAACAUCAUUAAAAUGUAGUAUGAUUGUUUUAAAGAAAUUUUUACAUGGACCAUUUUUAAUUGCAUUACCACAUUUCUUACCAUGGGCAUAUUUUAUUGUAGCUACUGCCACAAAAGCCCGUCGUACAUUUCAAGAUGAUGACAGUUCAUUAAAGUUUUGGAAUGUUUUGAUUAAGAGACUUUUCCCGUGGAAUACUAUAUCAAGUUUCUUAAAUAUUCUAAUCGCAUAUGCUCUCGAUAAUUUCCAUAAUUGUGAAUGUAUUGAUAAAAUUUGUAAUGAAUAUUCCAAAUUUGAAACAUUAGAUGAAUUUUUAUCUUACUUCAAUAAUAAUGAAGAAUUACCAGAAGUUUGGAAAUGUUGGGGUACUUUAUGGUAUGAUACAUUAUGUGAUAAAGGUGCAUUAAAAGCUGAAAAUUUUCAACAACUUGGUAUUAAAGAUCAUAUGUUUUUAGAUUUACCAAUUGAUGGUAUAGAUUUUGAUACACAAGAUGAAAUUGGUGAAAAAUUUUGGAAAAGAGCUUUACGUCUUAUCUUUAUGUUUAAAAAAAUUGCAGAAGAACUUGACAUUGGUUUAGCCAUCUCUAAUAAUGCUUCAGUGUAUUGUAAUGAUCCACAAGUAGAACCAUUACAUGUAUUAAGAACGUUUUGUUUUAAAGCUAUUCCAUACACUGAAGAAACUUCGACAAGAUUUAAUGAAAUGAUACCAUUGUGUGAAGAAAUUGAUGAAAUAAAUUCUAAUUUUAAUACAAUUCCAUCUUUAAGUUUAAUACCUGGUGAAAGUAUAUUUGACUAUCUUGGUUAUAAGAAAUUUUUCCCAGAUGGAGAAUCAUUUGAUAAGAAUGGUGAUGUAAUAAGUUCAUCAUUAUAUACAAAAUAUUUGGUUGAUAAUAAAACUUCAAUGAAUAAUAAUGGUAGUGCAUCAGUGGCUAUAGAUUCUUCAAAAUCUUCAUCAGGAAUUAAUUUUACAAAUGCAGCAGCAACAACAACAACUACAACAGCUACAACAAGUGCAGAAAUUACACCAAGUCAAACAAUACCCGUUCAACCUUCAAUAAAUAAUUUAUUUGGAGAUGAAGAAGAAUGGUUUACAAAAUAUAUGGGACAAGAAAAUACGUUUGAUAAUUUCAAUGGUCCAAUGGAUGUUAUUAAUAAAGAGUUUACAUAUUUUGUAUUUGAUGCAACAUCCUGGUUACGUCAUUUUGCUCAUAUUUAUAAACUUGCUACAAAUAAUUUAUUAAGAUUUGCAGUAUGUUUAACAACGUUUCAAGAAUUAAGAUUUUUACGUAAAUCAAAGGAUGAAAAUGUUGUUGAAGCAGCUGCAAGAGCAAUUAUUACAAUGAGACAAUUAUAUAGAGAGGAUAAAUUACUACCAUUAAGAUUUACAGGCAAUAUGGCAGCAGAUAUUGAAGAACAUUUAGAAGUUGAAGAACAAAUUACAUGGCGUUCUCAUGUUGAUGAAUUUGUUAUUGAAGCUGUAAUGAAAGCGCAACAAAAAUUUAAAGAACAUAAUACGAUUGGAUUAUCAUCUGAUUUUAUUUAUGUUGUCUUAGUUACAGAUGAUGUUACAAUGGCUAAAAAGGCAAAAGAUCAACAAGUAAUGACAUUUAGUACACAUUUUGUCUUUUCUUUAUGUACAAAGAUGGGUAUAAAGAAUAAUAUCUGUACGAAUUAA